CAUACGUGCUUUAUGGACUUAGCUGUAAGAAGGUUUGAAGCAGGUUUUUCAGGCAAGUAAAUGGAAAUGUGGCCCACACUGACAGCGGACCUGCUUGCGUUGGUCACUUUGUGUUUUGGUGCAAGUGUCGAACAAAUGUCUUAUAGACCUCAGAGCUGCACGCUUGAAUGUAUCCGACAGGGAAACCCAGAAUGUGAAUACUGCAGAAUUACAGCAAAUGAUGUUCAGUUAUCUACCAGCAUUCCAUUCACCAGCAUAUUUGGAAGUUGUGUUCCUUGGCCCUGUCAAUCUUUUCUAGGCCAGGACACCCCUGAAGUCUGUCUGCAUUAUGUUGAAGCCCCGCGCAAUAUUCAGAUUGAGUUUGAAAACGAUCAAGAUCCUUCAUUUGAUGCCAUUACGGUGUCAUGGAAUCCAAGCCAAUACGGUAUCGCAUUCUUGCGCGGGUUCCAAGUCACCCUGCAGGCUCUUGGUGGAUCUAAAAUUUCAUGUCAACUGUUUCUCCUACGUAAUAACUUAUCGCUCACCCAUGCACACGCCCAAAGGGUUUAUUAUUCAGAUCCUUUUACACGUCUGUCGUUGGAUACCAGAUAUGUUGUGACGAUCAUGGCACUGCCCGUCCCUGAACAAUGGCACCAGUUUUAUCAGAAGAAAGAGUUUUUUACUCGCACUUGUCCAGAAAAAAAUAGCUUAGAAGAAUGUGAAAAAGACUGGUAUCCUAGAUAUGUUGAAGUCCACCAGGAGAACCAAGACAUUUUUGUGACCUUUAACCUCGCCCCUGAGAACUUUAAAAUCCGUCACUAUUUCUCAUCUUGUUUUGGAGGCGGGCUACGGAACUACACAAACAUUGAACCGGAUUUCGCUCGAAACAAAACCCAUCACACAUAUCGCUUACAGAAUCUCAGAGCCGGUACAAACUACACCUGUGAGAUUGCGGCCAAUGUCGUGGAUGCUGUAAGGAAAUCUUUUGUUUUUGUAGUUCAACAGAAAAAUGCAGACCCGUUGACCUCACACUUCACAGAGAGAUCUUUACUCGUAGUCCUCUUGUCUUUGGGAAUUCUGCUCGCUGCGACUGCAACGGUCAUCUUCGCUGUUCUCUACAAGAAAAGAUUAAAGAAAGCGGUCAAGACCAAAAUGAGACCAGAUAUUAUUGAAGAAGUGGAUGAAGGGAAGUGUGUUUUACUGGAGCGUAAUAACCGCCCCCCUCGCCUCCUGAUUUGCUACUCAAGAAAUGAUGGCUCCGCCCACGUGAACGUCGUACUACAAUUCGCUGCUUUUUUGCAAAAGCACAUGGCCACACAGGUACAUUUGGACAUGUGGGACUCCUUAAGAAUCAUGGAGGAUGGCAUUCUAGGUUGGCACAGCAGAAGAUUAAAUGAGUGUGACUUUGUGAUGGUUAUAUGCUCCAGAGGUCUCCUUCAGAACCGCCAAAACCAGAAUGAGGAUGAGGACCAGAACACUGAUGAGAACACCGCUUUAACCAUGAUCGCCAUAAUCGGACAGGAGAUGUGCCGUGCCAAAGCUCUGGGUCAAGACCUCUCCAAAUACAUGGCUGCCAUUUUCGAGUACUCGGAGGAGUCUGAUAUACCAGCUGUACUGGGCCUUGCUUCGAGAUACACCCUGACUGAGGACUUACCUUUGCUUUUUUCUCAUCUUCAUGGGGUGCCAUUGCAAAAGCCCGGAGUUUACCUACAGGUGGAAAACAUUUCAGAAAGUGGAUAUUUCAAACUUCCGGGCGGAGCUGCGCUACAGCAGGCCAUCCAGGAGGCAAAAGAACAAAUCUUGAAUGAGUAGACAAACCUUAUAGACUUGUGUUAAAGGAGGAACCUGAGCCAUGUUCAAGCUUCAAUGUCCAAGGACAAGGUUUUAUAGUCUGUGGCAACAAAAUCUUUGGCCACUUGUGGAAACCAAAUGGGAAGGAUACUGAAGUAAUUUGGAAAGUAUUGAGGCAUCUAAAUGCUGUGUAUUUCAGUAUGUUACAAUUGUACGUGUAUUCAUUAAUGCAUAUAUCUGUAGUUUCUUAUGUGCAUGAAUGUAAACAAAAUCAUGUGCAUUUUUAUAGUAUUUGCAUGCGCAUGUACAGGUACAGCAUUGGAAUGUUUUCUUAAUGUAAAACGAUUUUACAAGACUGGUUAUAUUUUGCAAUUUUAAGAGUAAUGUUUAACAUUUUACAUCUGCUUAGACCUGGCCUGAAAUUAUCUUUGCCUUUGUGUUUUUUGAAGGGAACUUACUUAGUAUUACAAAAUAUCUCUAAAAGUAAUUCAUAAUUUUUAUGAUACACAAGUAUAACAAAGGAAGCCAGUGUCUUGUUUCCAGUAUUUGAGCUCCAGAUGUGUAAACUAAUGAUGUUCCUCAAAAAGAAACAAAGAAACAAAAUUUUAUAGCAGAAUAUUUGUAUUCAUUUGUAUGAAAUUUUGAGUUCAAAACAAAGUAAAUCAAACAUAAAUUUUA
Messenger RNA from Triplophysa dalaica, 2448 nucleotides. RefSeq names its product interleukin-17 receptor D. The transcript has 12 exons. NCBI's taxonomy places the organism in Eukaryota, Metazoa, Chordata, Actinopteri, Cypriniformes, Nemacheilidae. The record is from RefSeq and is a predicted model, not a curated record. The coding region runs from base 61 to 1791 and encodes 576 amino acids. Gene Ontology annotation, molecular function: interleukin-17 receptor activity; protein binding.